UCUCUAGGGAGAGAGGGAGAUGUGUGUGUAUGUCUGUCUCUGUCUGUCACAACCUGGCCUUCUGUCUGUCAGACAGUCUCACAAAAUGGCCCAUCAAGAGCCCCGCUGAUUAAAUCAAGACUUCCAUAACAAUUCCCAUAAUCACCUGCGUCAUAUACAACAGAGACACAUCCUGACUCAGGGCUUAUCGAUAUGACCACCCCGGAGCGCAAGCUGUGCUCGUCGACGCCAGGGCCUCACCAUCCCCAUCUGUCUCGGCGUCCUCAUGAAUAUUCGGUGUCUGGGGUGAUGACGUCGGGCCCCUCCCGGUAAGGAGAGUUUUGUAACAGGGUCACGUUGCGCUGCGGCACUGAACGAACAGACCUCCGAACAGCAGCAGUCCACCGUCUACUCUCCUCUACACCGAAGACAACACCUGCCCAUAACCUAUUUAACUAGAUAACUACAAUAUUAUCAGGAUGCCUCACCAGUACCCAGCUCUGACCACAGAGCAGAAGAAGGAGCUGCAGGAGAUAGCAGAGAGGAUCACGGCUCCGGGGAAAGGAAUCCUGGCUGCAGAUGAGUCCACCGGCAGCAUGGGUAAGCGUCUCAACCCCAUCGGUGUAGAGAACACAGAGGAGAACCGUCGUCUGUAUCGCCAGCUGCUGUUCACGGCUGAUGAGAGAAUGGAUGCUUGUAUUGGUGGAGUGAUCUUCUUCCACGAGACUCUCUACCAGAACGCUGAUGACGGGACCAACUUCUCCCAGCUCAUCAAGGACAGGGGGAUUGUAGUGGGCAUCAAGGUGGAUAAAGGUGUUGUCCCACUGGCCGGAACCGAUGGAGAGACCACAACCCAGGGUCUGGAUGGCCUGGCAGAGCGUUGUGCUCAGUAUAAGAAGGAUGGAGCAGACUUCGCUAAGUGGCGUAGCGUCCUGAAGAUCAGCGACAACACCCCCUCAGAACUCGCCAUCAUGGAGAACGCCAACGUACUGGCACGCUACGCCAGCAUCUGUCAACAGAACGGCAUCGUUCCCAUCGUGGAGCCUGAGAUCCUUCCUGACGGAGACCAUGACCUGAAACGUUGUCAGUACAUCACUGAGAAGGUUCUGUCUGCGGUGUACAAGGCCCUAUCAGACCACCACGUCUAUCUGGAGGGGACCCUGCUGAAGCCCAACAUGGUGACUCCCGGACACUCCUGCCCCCAAAAAUACACUAACGAGGAGAUCGCCAUGGCUACGGUCACUGCCCUCCGCCGCACCGUACCCCCUGCUGUCACAGGUGUGACGUUCCUGUCAGGGGGCCAGUCAGAGGAGGAGGCCAGUAUUAACCUGAACGCUAUCAACACCUGUCCUCUGGGUAAACCCUGGGCCUUGACCUUCUCCUAUGGUCGUGCCCUGCAGGCCUCAGCCCUCAAUGCCUGGAGAGGAGAGAGAGACAACGAGAAGGCUGCUGCCGAGGAGUUCCUUAAACGGGCUGAGGUGAACGGUCUAGCUGCCCAGGGGAAGUAUGAGUCAACAGGAGACAGCGGAGCGGCGGGACAGUCUCUCUACGUGGCCAAUCACGCGUACUGAACACCCCAGGCCACGCCUACAUCACAACCCACCGCUGCAGCCCCUCCCCUCACCCACCAACCACAGACCUGCGUUGUCUACCGUAUUUUAGAAACAGCAUCGUUGUCGUGGCAACAUAACGAUGUGGUUAAUAUGAGUAUUAAUUAGUAUGGGGAGUUGAUGAUGAAGUGGAUGCUGAAGGGAGAGAGGGCGGUAUCCUGAAGAAGCUUUAUUAAGUCCCAAAUGGAGUCCUAUUCCCUAUAUAGACCUGGUCUAAAGUGGUGCACUAUAUAGGGAAUAGGGUGCCAUAGGGCUCUGGUCUAAAGUAGUGACCAACCAGAGACAAGAUAACAUCAGAUAGGGACCAAUCAGAUACUAGAUUACAUCAAACAGUGACCAACCAGAGAGAAGAUAACAUCAGAUAGGGACCAAUCAGAUACUAGAUUACAUCAAACAGUGACCAACCAGAGAGAAGAUAACAUCAGAUAAGGACCAAUCAGAUACUAGAUUACAUCUGACAGACAACAGGGUGUGACAUGUUGAGUUCCAGGAAUGAGUAAGAAGAGAGGGAUGAGAGAGGAGGGAGAAAGAGGAGAGAGAUAGUGAGAGGAGGGAGAGAGAGAGUGAGAGGAGGGAGGGAGGGAGAGAGAGAGAAGAGAGAGAGAGAGAGAAGAGGGAGGGAGGGAGGGAGAGGAGAAGGAUGAGAGAGGAGAGAGAUAGGGAGAGAGGAGGGAAAAAGAGAGUAAGAGGAGGGAAAGAGAGUGAGAGGAGGGAGAGUGAGAGAGAGGAGGGCGGGAGAGAGAGAAGAGGGAGAGAGAGAGGUACCAAUGUCAGGUAGAGACUGAACACAAAGGGUGGAAGGACAGACAGACAAACAGCUAACCACUGACCACCAAGUCUCAUCCUCUAACCUCUGUCUUUUUCUCACACACCUAACUAUCUAGCUAUCAAUCAGUCAAUCAAUCGAUCAAUAAACUACUGAUAAUAACUUUAUUACUUGCCAUCUAAAACAGUUGCUGGGAAUGGCCAGUGUGUUUUAACAGUUUGUGUGAAUGGCCCAGUGUGUUUUAACAGUUUGUGGGAAUGGCCCAGUGUGUUUUGUUUGUGGGAAUGGCCAGUGUGUUGUCUAGGACUACUGCACUUCUCUGAUUAUAAUAAUAGCUUUAAAGUACACAAUCAAUGUGUUAUUAUGUGUUGUGUUGUAACCUUGUAGUUAUUAUGUGAUGCUUCUGUGUCUUACUCUGUGUCUUACUCACCCCCUUUCCCCCACCGGUGGAACAGUCCGGAGGUGAGGGUGAAUCCUAUUGGCUGGUCUGGGUGGAGUGUGGGGUUUGUAGGGGGGGGCCAGUAAGUCAGUCACUACUGUGUUGGAAUACUGUGACGUUUGUUGAUGUUCCUUUGUUUGUUUGUUGUUCUCGAAAGCGCUUUGCUGUGAUGAAUAGUGGGAAAAAUUACAGAAAAUCUACAAUAAAUAUGGCAAAAUAGUUAGAAACAUU
This is a messenger RNA of Oncorhynchus kisutch (coho salmon), 3025 nucleotides long. RefSeq names its product aldolase C, fructose-bisphosphate, b (gene aldocb). The record is from RefSeq and is a predicted model, not a curated record. Gene Ontology annotation, molecular function: fructose-bisphosphate aldolase activity. The transcript has 9 exons. Lineage: Eukaryota; Metazoa; Chordata; Actinopteri; Salmoniformes; Salmonidae. Gene Ontology annotation, biological process: glycolytic process. The coding region runs from base 459 to 1550 and encodes 363 amino acids.